AUGGCGUUGGGUGUUGCCGACUACGUUGUGUUCGGAAUAAUGUUGAUCAUGUCCGCCUCGAUCGGUGUGUACUACCGGUUUACUGGUGGUAAACAAAAGACUACACAGGAAUACAUGUUAGGUGAUAAGAAUCAGAGUGUUUUACCGGUGGCAUUUUCUUUGAUGGCCAGUUUCAUAACAGCGAUCUCGAUGUUUGGUUUGAGCUCGGAAGUAUAUACUCGUGGUACCCAGUUUUCCGUCAUAAUUAUCUCCUACAUUAUCGCCACUCCCAUCAUAGGUUACUUAUAUCUGCCGGUUUUCUUCAAACUCGGGAACCUGUCUCUAUACGAGUACUUGGAAAAAAGAUUUGGGCGUUUAACUCGAGUGACUACGUCGUUGGCGUUCAGUAUACAAAUGAUAUUUUACAUGGCGAUUGUAUUGUACGUCCCAGCACUGACUUUAGAAGCUGUUACAGGAUUACCUCAAUCUGCUUCAAUUUUAGUUGUGGGAUUAGUGUGUGUAUUCUAUUCUACAAUGGGUGGGAUAAAAGCAGUCAUCAUAACAGAUUUAUUACAAUCACUUCUCAUGUAUGCAUCAGUAAUUGCGGUUAUUGGGGUUGCUUUGUAUGAAACUGGCGGUCUAUCGGAAAUUUUGGACAUUUCCUAUAAAUAUGGACGAAUUAAUUUCGGAAAUUUCAAUAUCAAUCCAACAGUAAGACACAGUUGGUUUAGUAUACUAAUCGGAGGCUGUUUCACUCAAAUAUCUUUAUAUGCUGUAAAUCAAACACAAAUACAGAGGUUUUUAACAUUGAAAGACUAUAAUACUGCUGUCACCGCGCUAUGGUGUAGCUUACCACUAGUGAUUGUGAUAUCCCUUUUAACAUCUUUUUCUGGUCUAGCGAUGUUUUCAAAAUAUUACAAUUGCGAUCCUAUAAAGUCUGGUCGUAUAUCAAGCAGUGAUCAAUUGAUGCCAUUAUACGUGUUGGACACUAUGGGAUCUAUACCCGGCUUAUCUGGAUUAUUCAUAGCUGGAAUAUUUUCAUCAGCAAUGAGCUCUGUUUCACCAAUUCUUAACUCAUUGGCAGCAAUUACGAUGGAAGAUUACAUAAAGCCAUUAAAAAAACAAGAAUUAUCGGAUAAAAAACGAGUUUAUCUUAUGAAAAUGUUAGUCCUCGUGUAUGGCGGUGUUUGCAUUAUAUUAUCAUUUCUGACAAAAUAUAUGGGAGCGAUCCUUCAAACUGCAUUGACGAUAUUUGGAGUAAUCGGCGGCCCCGUGUUGGCCGUGUUUACAUUGGGUAUACUUUUACCCUACAUCAACCAAAAAGGUGCACUGACUGGCUUAAUAUUUGGAUUGACUUUUUCGUUUAUAAUUGGAUUUGGUGGUCCUAAACCUCCGGUUGAAAAUCUACCUUCAUUCACAAAUUCCUGUACAAUAUUUAAUAGUUCAACAAUUUCUACCCAGCUUUCAUCAUCAUAUUAUAAACAAGCACUUCACGAAGACGGUUAUCUAUAUUUGUAUAGAAUCAGUUAUCUGUAUUACGUAGUGUUGGGAUUUUUGGUAACAUUUGUAGUGGCAAUGAUAGUGAGUGCAAUAUUCCGUGGAAAAAAUCGUGACCAUGAUCCGGAUCUAUUCACCCAGUUUGUGGCGAACCGAUUGAAAAGAAGUGACAGRGAUCAUGAACAAAACUAAUAGUAUUUAAUACAAUUUAAAUUAUACAGCUAAUCGCAGUUGAUUUGCCUUUCAAUUGAUCGAUAUUAAAUGAUGCAUUAUUAUAUUAUGUUGUUAUCCAACACCGGAAACGUGUGUUUUAUUAUGUCACAUCGAAAUAAACUUCAAGCAACCACCGUAUAUCCUAAUUAAUAAGCAAUUGAAAAUUUGCUUCAAAUAAGUUAUAUAUUAUAUUUAUCGUUCAUGUUUACGGUUUAUGUUUAUAUUUA
Molecule: messenger RNA, 1916 nt
Organism: Diuraphis noxia (Russian wheat aphid)
Lineage: Eukaryota; Metazoa; Arthropoda; Insecta; Hemiptera; Aphididae
Product: putative sodium-dependent multivitamin transporter
Biological process (GO): sodium ion transport; transmembrane transport
Cellular component (GO): membrane
Molecular function (GO): symporter activity
Source: RefSeq, a predicted model, not a curated record